Gavialis gangeticus (Gharial) is the source of this 886-nucleotide messenger RNA. RefSeq names its product BTG anti-proliferation factor 4 (gene BTG4). Lineage: Eukaryota; Metazoa; Chordata; Crocodylia; Gavialidae. The coding region runs from base 64 to 762 and encodes 232 amino acids. The transcript has 5 exons. The record is from RefSeq and is a predicted model, not a curated record. Gene Ontology annotation, biological process: negative regulation of cell population proliferation; negative regulation of mitotic cell cycle. Gene Ontology annotation, cellular component: cytoplasm; nucleus.
UUGACUUUGUAAGGUGAUGGUCUAGCAACUGGAAAAUCCUCUACUCUCCAUUUAAAAAAAAAAAUGAAAGAUGAAAUUGCUGCCACAGUUGUCUUCAUCACAAGGUUGGUGAAAAAACAAGACAAACUGAGCAAGCAUACAACUGAGAAAUUUGCUGCUAAGUUGACGACAAUCCUGUUUGAAAAGUACAAGAACCACUGGUACCUAGACAACCCAUCUAAAGGACAAGCCUUCAGGUGUAUAAGGAUAAACCAACACCAGUCGAGAGAUCCCGUCCUGGAACAGGCUUGUGCUGAGAGCAAUGUGGACUUUGAGAAGCUCUGCUUGCCACCAGAAAUGACCAUAUGGGUUGAUCCAUUUGAUGUGUGCUGCAGGUAUGGUGAGAAAAAUCUGCCUUUCACAAUUGCUCACUUUGAAGGAGAGGAGGACCGAGAACUCUCCCAGCGCAUCAGCCAGGCUGUUGAUCGAGCAACACCAGAAUAUCCUUCUGGUGCCUCCUCGGAUGAGGAGGGCUAUCGCAAAGAGCCCAAAGCCAUCCCUACAGUCAGCAAUCCAAACAGUGUCUACCAGUUCAGUGACUACUGCAAGCUACCCACGCAGUCAUGGUCCCAGUAUCUCCGUAGGAAGACCUACAUGACCGACAGCCUUCAUCUGGCAAGUGCUUGCUUCCCCCAACACAAGGGCUACAAAGUCUACAAGCCAAUGGCUGCCUUUGCUGGACCACGUGUGGAUCGGUAUCACUGGGUCAACACCAAGCGAUAAGGCAAUUGCUGCAACGCUCGUGGGCCACAAUGACAGACUGGGCAGUGUAUGGGAGGAAGCCUGCCUCGAUGAAACCUGCAUGAGCUGAAAAGCACUCGGCUUUCUUUAUCUUCUCCUGUCUCUC